Homo sapiens (human) is the source of this 1835-nucleotide messenger RNA. RefSeq names its product ybeY metalloendoribonuclease (gene YBEY). The record is from RefSeq and is marked reviewed. The coding region runs from base 441 to 806 and encodes 121 amino acids. Gene Ontology annotation, biological process: rRNA processing. Gene Ontology annotation, cellular component: nucleus. Gene Ontology annotation, molecular function: metalloendopeptidase activity. Lineage: Eukaryota; Metazoa; Chordata; Mammalia; Primates; Hominidae. The transcript has 3 exons.
AACCCGCUCUGUGGCGGGGCUUCCGGUCGGGAGGGUCCGCCCGCUCUCGCGUCCUUUGCUGGGUCCAGACACCGGUACGUCCGGGCGGGUUUUUAGUCUCCCAAGCGAGAGCGUCGCAUUCACCCGCGUGGGUCUGCGGGCGCCCCAGACCCCAGAGGACCCGGCCCCCAACGCUUACCUGUCCCCUCUCCUGUCCCUCCCCCAUUCCAGCCCCUUCUCUCCCCAGCCGUUGCCCCUCCCCGCACCCCGCCGCGUCCGCGCGCCUCUCUCCGCGCGCACCCCCAACCCGCCCCCUUUUCUCUGGGAACCGCUCCUUCCGCUCCGCCCGCCUGGAGUCCUUCUGGCCGGAUUCCGCGGCAUCCUUCCAUAGACCCUCGUUGUUGCUUCCUCCUUGUGGUUCCGUUGCAAACAUUUUUAAAGGGCUGGUUAUUCUUCCUGAAAUGAGUUUGGUGAUUAGAAAUCUGCAGCGAGUCAUCCCCAUCAGGAGAGCGCCACUUCGCAGUAAGAUCGAGAUUGUAAGGAGGAUUUUAGGAGUGCAGAAAUUUGACCUGGGGAUCAUCUGUGUUGACAACAAGAAUAUUCAGCACAUUAAUAGAAUCUACAGAGAUAGAAAUGUCCCAACCGAUGUGCUUUCUUUUCCAUUUCAUGAGCAUCUGAAAGCAGGUGAAUUUCCCCAGCCUGAUUUUCCAGAUGACUACAAUUUGGGAGACAUUUUCCUAGGAGUGGAGUAUAUCUUCCAUCAGUGUAAAGAAAAUGAAGAUUACAAUGACGUCCUGACUGUAAGCGGGGAUGCUGAAAUCAUAUAACCUGGCUCAUGGAACAUGGGCCUUGCAAAGGGGUCAAGAUCACAACCCUGCAUCCAUGUGUGUCCGUGGGUACCGUAAGGGCUACUGGGGGAAGAACCUGUAAGCAGGGUGUGAGGAGCACCCAGGCUGGGUAGGGACUGCAUGCCCCAUGCCACAGUUGAAGGAGGGAGAGAACACGCUGUGAAAACACAGAAGCUCCCAGAGAAGCCUUCUCAGCUUUUAUCUCUGGAGUAGAGCAGACUAUGUUGAGCUAACACAGACCUGCUGAAUCAGCUUCUUUCUGAGCUGCCAGAAGUACAGAAGUUGGAGCCUCCACCACCUUCCAGAUCUGUUUCUCCUCAGUGUAAUCCACCUAUGGGUUCUUCCUGCCCACUGCACAGACAAAACCAAUUCACUGCAAUUGUGGUAUUGCAGUAGAGAAAGAGUUUAACACAGAGCUAGCCAAGCAGAAAGGCUGGAGUUAUUAUUCAACUCAAUCUCCCAGAGAACUCAGAGGCUACAGUUUCUACAGGCAAUUUGGCAGGCAGGGGCUAGGGAAUGCCUGCUGCUGAUCGGCUGCAGACGGACCAUGGGGUGUCAACGAUUUUUGUCCCCUGAGUCCGCCUCUGCGUGGAGCCACGGGAUCAGCUGAGUCAUGAGUCUCAGGUCCAGGUGGAGUCUGUAGGUUGCCAGAACUCAAAAGUCUGAAAAACAUCCCAAAAGACCAUUCUUAGGUUGUACUAUUGACGUUAUCUUAUUGGGGAGCAAUUGGGGCGGUCACAAAUCUCGUGACCUCUGGCUGCGUGAGUCCUGAGCAGUAGGGAAUUACAGCAGGGCAAGCUGGGGAAGCAAGGCCUGCGGGCUGGUUCUCCUCAGGACACCUACAUCUGAGCAGAAUUCAGGCCCCUCCCAUCAUCCUAAUCUUGUGGCCCUUCACAAGCUUCACAGAGGUGGCUUCGGUCUUGAGCAAGGAGGGGAUUCGUUUUAGGGAGGGAUGAUUACUAUUCUUGAUUUAAAGUUAAACUCUAGAUUAAAUUCCUCCCGUGGUUA